Molecule: messenger RNA, 1869 nt
Organism: Desarmillaria tabescens
Lineage: Eukaryota; Fungi; Basidiomycota; Agaricomycetes; Agaricales; Physalacriaceae
Product: MFS general substrate transporter
Exons: 25
Coding region: 180-1634 (484 amino acids)
Biological process (GO): transmembrane transport
Cellular component (GO): membrane
Molecular function (GO): transmembrane transporter activity
Source: RefSeq, a predicted model, not a curated record
UUUUUGAAGGAUGUUGACUAAGGCGUUUUGUUAGUAAUACCACGGUUUGCGGAGAUUCCGUGCACGAGAUGGCCUCCCCUGGCUGGGAAGGGUCAAUACCAGAAAUACCAGCAAGUCGGAUGGAAUGGGAUAAAUAUUCUACUGCAGAAACUUAGGAAGAGUCAAAGCCCACCUAAACAAUGUAUCCCGAACCAUUGAAACCCAAGAAACGAUCGUUCUACAGUUACAUCUGGGACACGUGGGAUAAACCACGGGAAGAGAGGAAAUUUCUCGCCAAGCUCGACGCAUGUCUUCUGACCUAUGCGACUUUGUCGUACUUCAGCAAGUAUCUAGAUCAGCAAAGUAUAACGAAUGCCUAUGUUUCAGGGAUGCAAGAUGACCUACACCUACACGGAAAUCAAUUCAACAUUAUCACAACCUCUUGGACAAUCGGCUAUGUCAUCUCACAAAUACCCUCGAAUCUGCUCAUCACCAGAAUCAGACCAUCAAUUUGGGUUCCCGCACUGGAAAUUAUCUGGAGCAUUCUCACCAUAGUUCUGGCGUCUGCCAAGAAUUUCAGCCAAGUCUGUGUCUUGCGGUUUUUCAUUGGUUUGUCUGGAGGGCCGUUUUAUCCCGCCAUGUCAUACGUGAUUGGUAGCUGGUACCAAAGCGAGGAACUAGCCAAGCGUUCUUGUAUACUUCAUACAUCCGCUGCGAUUGGCCCAAUAUUCAGUGGUUUCUUACAGGCCGCUGCCUACAAUGGCUUGAACGGCGUCGGCGGCCUUGCUGGCUGGAGAUGGCUUUUCAUCAUUGAUGGAAUUAUUACGGUUCCCAUCGGUCUCUUUGGCUUCCUCGUCAUGCCAGAUCUACCGCAUAGCACGAGGCCGUCGUUCAUCUACACAGAAAAAGAACUGGUAAUGGCCCAGAAGCGGAUGGAUCUGAUUGGAAGAAAGCCGCCCGCGAAGUUCACCAAGGCUAAGGUCAAGGGAUUUUUCAAGAGCUGGCAUCUUUACGUGCUUGUUACUCUCUUCAUUUUCUAUAAUAAUAGCCGCGGGCCUGCGAACUCGAUGAUAUUCUGGCUCAAGAGCUUCAACACUGAAGGUCAUACGAAAUAUACAGUCAGUCAAAUCAACAUAUAUCCCUUAGGUAUCAAUGUCGUACAAAUUAUCGCCACUUUAAUAUGGGCCUGGUGGUCUGACGCUAUCGAGAAACGAUGGCCUCCGGUUAUAGUCGCUGGGACCUUGAACAUCAUCGUCUGUAUUGUGCUUGCGUCCACGCCGCUCUAUACAAACAUCGCCAGACGCUGGGCGUUCUAUUAUAUGACUCAAGUCACCAACGGCUUAUCCGGUAUCGUUCUCUCCUGGACCAACGAGCUCACUGGAUAUGAUAGCGAGAAGAGGGCAUUUGUGAUCGGUUGUUGUAACAGUUUUGCAUACGUUUUCGAGGCCUGGCUUCCCAUUGUUCUGUUUCCCCAAGUGGAUCAGCCUCGCGUAUUUGUUGGAAAUGUGGCCACUAUCUUCAUCAAUGUAGGCAUGAUUUGCGCGGCACUAGUGACUUUAUACUUCCAGAACCGAGAUGCUAGACGCUCUCUUACAGUGUUGGAUAUAGGCAGUACCGAGAAACAGAUUUCAGAGCUCCAAGAGAACAAAGAGUGAAUAUGCUUUACGACAAUGACAAAAAUGUACAUGAUCUUCGUUGGUACGCAAACUGUUUGGUAUUUGAUAUUGAAAACUGCGCCUAAAUACGACGAGUACUUGGGUUGGUAUCAACAUGACGCGGCCUGCGACGGAUCUAGUCGCUAGGGCAUCAUCACAUAUAUAUGACGGUGCGUAGUCUAAGUACAAAAAAGCCAAGAGCAAGAAAAGGAAUAAGAUAGAUGCGGUAUGCAAA